UUCACUGAUUGGAGACCUAGCAUGAACAGCAAUAGAGCAUUGCACCAGAUUGUAUCGAGGCAGAUUGUGUCAGAAGACGAUGAGAUGUGCUUCUUUCUGUGCGGAGCACGAGUCAGAUUUUCCCCCACGGACUACGCAUUAGUGACUGGGCUCAAUUUCGGUCCAACGAUGUUCGAUGCGACAUUACAGCACGACUGCAGUCGCGUGGAGGCAUACCGACGAUUCUGCGGUGGGCGAACCAUGACCAUACAGGCGCUCAUUAAACGUGUGUGCAAUUUGGAUCGUCGAGUGGAUGAUGAGGAUGGGAGCCUGUACCUUCGUGUUGUCCUCGUGUGUGUGGCUCACACCAUUGUUCUUGGGUUGGAUACGCGGGUACAGCCGUGGCUUUGGGUGUUGGUGGAUGAUCUGGAUGCAUUUGAUAGAUUCCCCUGGGGUGCGUAUUCAUAUAAGAUGUUAUGCCAUUAUACGACAGAGAUAGGAACCGGCGAGAAGUAUCACUUCUACGGUCCUUCGUGGGCUUUAUAUGUCUGGGCAUUGGAGCGCGUCCCGGGCUUCAGACAGAUGGUGGCAGCAUCUAGUGGUGAUGCGACAGCGCACCCUCGAUGUUUGAGAUGGAAUUUCAGGGGUAAGCCCCGGCUUCACGGUUUGCGAGAUCUAUUUGAGGGACAGGGUGGUGUCCUGGGUCUGGACCCCGAUGAGCACGAUCUGGCGAGUAACUACUUCAUAUCAGCGCUGACACCGGGCGAACUCUCGGUGAGCUUUAAAUCCCCCGAUAACCCAUUAGCUCGGGGUGUCCAAUUUCCACAGCACACCAGAGCCCGUGUUGUGGAGGAGCGCGGGGACGAGGAGGAUGUACCUAGACAACCUCGUAUGACUCGCAGUCAGAGUGUUCAGGGCCUUGUGAGGGAUGCUCGACCCCAUGAGCCGGCUCGUCAUUCAGUAGAUCCGGGAAAGCGCCCAGUGCCGCAUACUUCUUCAUCGUCGAGCGGAUCUCGGCCUGUAUCCAGUCCCAGCGAGGGUGAGGUGGACCGUAAAUGGGUGACGAAGAUGAUCCGUCAGGAGAUGAAGUUCUUCGGCAAAUUCAUGGAUAAACUGAAGGGCAAGGGCAAAAAAGGAUAG
Molecule: messenger RNA, 1119 nt
Organism: Salvia miltiorrhiza (redroot sage)
Lineage: Eukaryota; Viridiplantae; Streptophyta; Magnoliopsida; Lamiales; Lamiaceae
Exons: 2
Coding region: 22-1119 (365 amino acids)
Source: RefSeq, a predicted model, not a curated record